This is a messenger RNA of Perkinsus marinus ATCC 50983, 381 nucleotides long. RefSeq lists its product as hypothetical. Lineage: Eukaryota; Perkinsozoa; Perkinsida; Perkinsidae. The coding region runs from base 1 to 381 and encodes 126 amino acids. The record is from RefSeq and is a predicted model, not a curated record. The transcript is spliced from 5 exons.
AUGGCUAGCGCACCACAGUUACACAAUUCGGAUCCUCUGGACACUUCAACGCCUAUGCAAGGGGAAGGUGUGGGAAAUGGAUUCGCAUCUUGGUGGUGGCCUGUGAGAUUCCUCGGGUUGAGUGCCACUGGUUUGACUAAUGCCUGGGUGGCACUUCGUGAUGGUCGAAGAAGGGAAUUGGGUGAAGUCAUUAAGAAACUUGAAGGCGAUCGAUUUGUUGAGGAGGAAAGAAAUGCAGCUCUCGUGGCUGAGUUUACGAAGCUACGUGAGACUCCUGAGGAAAGAGCGGCUCCUAGCAAGACUUUGGCGGCGCCAGCUGUACGCCUGAGCAAAAGUCGAGGAAACAACCUCGAAACUGAAAGAGGUGAAGCUCACGAAUAA